GCUGAGGACAUGUUUGACAUUUAUCCUGUUAAGUAAGUUUAAUUUGAAAAAGUUCUGUACCUUGAACUUUAUAAUGAAGAAAAGUAAAAACUUUUAUUAGGCCAAACAGAUUUAAAUCCGCUUUAACUAUAUCAUUAAAGUAAACUAUUUCAGCAAAUGUUAUUGUGCUUAGUGCUCUGUGGUGUGUUUUCUGAAAGCAGGAGAACACAGUUGUACUAAACAGCAGAAGAGAUAAGGAUUUAAAUAUAUCUCACCUCAAGCCUUUAAUCCAGAAGUGAUGGCAAUAUAGCAGAAAUGUCUGGGAACACUUUUGGAACACAACGUCCCUCUUCAUUGCCCCAGAAAAGGUUUUUCUCAGCAAGUUACAGUCAGACUUCUGGAGCAAACAUGAACCUCACAGGACUUAGACAUCCUCUCCCAUGGAAAACAUAUUCAAAAGCAGUCAAGUGGGGGCAGACUACACCUGUUCAAAACCACAGGGGAGGCUUUGCUGAGAGGACUUCAAAGUUUGUGUGCCCUUCUACUACAAGCCAUUUAGAAACUCUGGGACCCUUGGUUUGCACCUCUAUCUUGCUGAGCAACCGCUUCCCUCAGUUGACUCAGCCUCGCUCAAAAAGGAACCUUGUUGUGGAAGAAAUAAAUCAUUUGUCACAGCACAGUCAUAAGGACUCUAUCAUGGAACAGAGAGCAGUGGCCUCAGCUCCAGACCAAAAUCUUCCUCAGACCACCAGUGGGAGAAGCUUGACUCCCAGUUAUCCUUCACAGGAUUUCUUUAUUGGGCUACGAGAUCUGCAUAAACGUCUAUACCUAGGACAUCACCCAUAUGGAACACUUACCAACAGCAAAGGUUCCACUCCUCAUAUCUCAGCAGAACAAGAAAUCAAAGCAACAAGCCGGCCAUUCACUGCACAACCCAGAGAAGUCAUUCACGCUACCCGAAGGCCUUACACCAGCUGUCUUGAAAAUAAAGCGCUUUCUCCCCCACUUCUCAGUCUAUGGAUGCAAAAUGAUGCUAUGUCCAGAUCACUCAGAUUAAACCAACAGCAGCAGUCUACUCGGACAAAGCAUGCAACAAACUGAAUGAUUACAAGAGUUAUGUCAUCAAUUGUUAGAAAAUCUGAAUUGAUUUCAACAUUUAAAAUUGUUGAUAGUGUGACCUGCUUGAUUUAUCUUUUUGAUUGCAAGUUGGAAGAUAUUCAUCUCUACUGCUUUCCAGAUCUUGAUAUUUAGAAUGGAGUGAAUGCACUAUGGUUUUCAUGCCUCAAGGUGCACAACUGUUCAUAUUUUUGAGAACAAAAAACAUCCUGGUAAAUGAAGGAUACCUCUUCGUGUUUCUCGGCAAAGGCAUGUGAGUGGA
Molecule: messenger RNA, 1357 nt
Organism: Erpetoichthys calabaricus (reedfish)
Lineage: Eukaryota; Metazoa; Chordata; Cladistia; Polypteriformes; Polypteridae
Exons: 3
Coding region: 295-1080 (261 amino acids)
Source: RefSeq, a predicted model, not a curated record